GGAAGAAGGGUCCGUCUGUGUGGAAGUAGUUCAUACAAAGUCCUCCGUUGUAGUAACGGCACAUAGUGACCAAGUUGUUGGUGAAGCUACGGUAAUUCACUUAAAGUAACACAGGUCAUUUCUUACAUGCACUCAAAAUGCCAUGCACUGUCUUUUUUUCAGGUUGCUCUACGGUUGUCUGAAAGUGUAAACUAUAUGGCUGUGCAAAUAUUCAACCAGAGUGACCAGCCGUGAUUAUGAGUGUUUGCUAACGUUUAUUAGCAUUUUCAAGCCUGCGGUUUGUUUCAUAAAUAGUGCGGGUACUUUAUUCAAGCCAUGCUGAAAACCUGCACAGCCAUGAGCCAAAAGACAAUAUCACCAGAGUCAGGCGAAAACUCGAAGCUGUCGGGACAGGAAAGUGAUACUUUGAACCUGUCCUCUCCCUCAGGAGAGGAGCUAAAAGUUGCCAUCCAGGACCCUGGGAGUGAGACGAACAACAUUAGAGUGCUUCUAAGCGAAUUCAAAACACUGUACGAACAUAGGUUGAGAUGUCUGGAGCUGGACACCACUACAACUCAUGAAGAAGUGCUGCAGAAGAAAGUGAAUUUCCUGUGGUCUUAUGUGAAUGACCUCGCAGACCAGAACCAGGUGCUGGUUCAGACCAUUGAGGAUCUGCAGAAGGAAGCCGACUACAAGGUUUCCAAUUGGGGAAUGAAGCUCUGCACCUCUGAUCGCAUUUUGGACGUGUCUGAGGUUGAUCUGAGGACUUUGUUGCUGGAUGAGCUUGUUGGACCUGCGGCUCAAGUCCCUCACAGUACUGGGUCCUUGGUCCAGAUCACAUCUGAGUUAGAAGACCUGCAAAUCCAGUUGCAAACCAAAGACAUGGUCAUCUCUAAUCUGGAGAGGGAGCUCGGAGAGAAUUUCCAGCAGAAGCAAAAGACUGCAACACAGGCGCUGGAAAGUAGCGAGAGGAUGGUGUACCUGCAGAGCGAGCUCUCAUGUCUGCAGCGGAUCCAGAAAGACAGCAUGAAGGAGAUUGCUGAGAAAGACAUCUGCAUCACCAAACUGCAAGUUAACAAUGAGCUGCUGCAACAAGAUGGGGCCGACGCACGUGCUCAGCUCUCCGAUCUGAAUAUGAGAGCGAGGGAGCAUCAGGAGGAGCUGAAGAGAAGAGAGGAGGAAUGGAGGCAAAGAGAAGACAAACAGAGACUGAAAUAUGAAAAGGAGCUUCAAAAAGCACAGGAGAGGAGAAGGCAGGAGCAACAAGAGAGAGAGGAAGAGUGGAAGAGGGGGAUUGAGGAGGAGAGAAAGGCCCAUGCUCAAGCUGUUAAAAAGUGGGCUGAGAAGGCAGCUGUUUUAAAUUAUGAGUUGGCGGUCAGCAGGAAGCAGGUAGAGCGACAGAACAGGGAGCUGUCAGAGUCUCACCAGAAGGAGGAGACCCUUCUCUCUGAGGCCAAGGCCAAAAUGGUGUCUUUAAGGGGCGAGCUAAGCACCUUAUUUGAGAGAAGGAUGGAGGAGAAAGAGGCAAAGAUUAACCAACUAACUGAAGAGCUGAAUGGAGUGAGACAAAAGAUGAAAGAGAGAGAGGAGCAUGUGAGGCACCUGGACCAGGAUGUGGUUGGUUUGCGAGCCACACAGGACUCUCUGAAGGGAACCUUGGCUAUGAAGGAGAAACAUACACAACAGCUGGUCCAAGACAUCGCACAACUCAAAGAAAGCCGGGCUUCACUGCAGAGCAAAUUACAAACCAGCGAGUGCAUGUUGAGUGACAUCAGUGAAACCCAGGAUCAGACCAAAACCAGCCUGGACACUGAAAGACAGCAGAGGCAGCAGAUCCAAGACCAGUUGGACCAUGCCAACAAAGAGAUGGACCAUCUGCAGCAGGAGAUAACACAUGUGCGUCACACCACUGCAAAGAAGAUUCAGAAGAGGGAAAAUAAGAUGGGCACGCUGGUGAAGGAGCUUACAGAGAGUAAGAAGCAGCACUCUGAAUGUCAGAAAGAGUUACUCCGAAGAGAGAAGGCUUUGGAGAAACUGAGCGAGGAGAGGGAUGAGCUGAGAGCCAAGAUGGAGGACCGGAGAAGAGAGUCUGUCCAGCUCAACCAGACCAAAGAGAGACUGGAGGCUGACUUGGCUCUGAGCCAUGAGAAACUCCACACCUCGCACCUGGAGGUUCGAAGCAGAGAUGAGUUAAUUCUGCAGUUAAGAGCUGAAAUGAAGGCCGCUGAACAAAAGCAUCAAAGGAAACAGGAACAGGUGGCAGCACUGGAGGGUGAGGUUAGACACUUGAAACACAAGGUCAGAAGACAACAGGAAGAGUCUUGUCAGUUAAGCGAAAAGGUCAGAGACAUCGAGGGCCUUAUAGACCAGAAGGAGAGAGAACAGCAGCAGCUACAUGAUCAGCUUCAUAUUGGUCAGCAACAGGUCAAGACAUUUGAAGGGAAGCUAAAGAGGCAGGAGGUUGAGAUGGAACUUCUUCAUCAGCAGCUGAAAGGAGCCACAGAGGAGCUGAACAAUGCCAGUUUACAAGCCCAGCAGCAGAAAGAAACAGUAGCCAUUUUUAGACAAAAGUACACAGCAGCAAUAGAGAAGGUGCAUAGGGUGCAGGGGCAGGUGGAGCUUUUGGAAGAGGAACUAAAUUAUUCACAGCAACAGCUAAGAGAGUCCCAAUUGGCAACUCAUUCAGUGAAGGAAGAGCUAGCUGAGAUGGAGCAGCGCUACAAGGAAAAGGUUGGCCAGUGGGAGAACUCACAGGAGGCUCUUGACCAGUUGACGGAUGAGCUCCAGGCCAAUCAGAAUCUACUGAGGGAGAGUCAACAAAAAGCGGACCAUCUUCAAGGCCUGCUAGGAUCCCUGCAGGAGCAGGCGGACACACUCAAACAGCAGAAACUGAUGUUGGAGUGUGACCUACGGCUGUUUCAACAGAGUCAUUCUCAUUCUGACGAGGAGUACAUCAGCCUGCUAAGACACCAACAGCAGCUACAGAAGCGCUGCACAGAGCAGGUUGAGCGCCUUGCGGAGUGUGAAAAGGCUAUUCUUCAGAUGAAGUCAGAGCUGGAGAGACAAGCCCAGGAAAAAAUUGGUCUGAAGCAAAGUCUUCUUGAGUCCCACCAUACACACAUGAGCAAUCGCGGCCAGCUGGAACAGGAAGUGAUACGUCUGAAAAAGGAAGUUACACGCUUAGAGCUUGAGCUGGCUGACACCCAAAAGGUACAUGUGGCACUUCUCAGACAGUCAGAGGAGGAGCUGAAGGAGGCCAGACGAGAGGCAGCGAGAAGGAGCAGCGAGGUGGAUGCGCAGAGAGGAGAGGUGCAGAGACUUCAGGAAGAGUUACUGAGGGAGGAGGAGAAGAUCAGGAGUGCCAUCGGAGAGAAACGGAGUCUGAGCACUCGCGUCAGGCAGUUGAGCCAAGAGCUGGAGGAGUUACGCUGCCAGCUGCAAGUCACAGUGGAGGAGUUGGCAGCCCGUGCAGGGGAGGCGAGGCGGAUGGAGGGGUGUCUGAAUGAGGGAAAGCUAGCAGAGGGGAAAAUAAGGUCAAUGGCUGUGAGGCUGGAGAGGGAGGUGGCAGACCUCAGGAGGAAUCUUCAGCAGGCUGUCGAUCACAAAGUCAAGGCCGAGCGAGAUGCGCAGGAUGCACAGGACCAGGUGGACACACUCCGGUCGGAGCUGGAGGGGACACGGUCUGACAAUGCAAACCUUCGCCAUGAAAGUCAGCUGGUCAUGACUAAUGUCAGCCAUUGGAUUACUGAACAAAAGGCUUCCAACGAGAGCCUCACUGCCCAGAUGAAGGCCCAAAACAAGGUGCUGCUCAUCGUCACUGAAGAGAAAGAGCAUCUUCAGGACGGUUAUGACACAUUGAAGGAAGAGGUAAAGAGACUAAAAGAAGUGGCGGCUGAGAAGGAGAGAGACAUGGAACACUUUAAGGCCCAGAUCCGAGACCAGGGCAUCCGGCAAGACGAGAAAGCCAUGGAAAAGCAGGGUUGUGUGGCUCUAAACCUCAGCAAAAUUGAGGACAUGCAGACCAGACUGCGAAGCAACCUGGAGGCCAUCGGAAUGCUAAAUCAACAAAGUCAACAAAUCACCAAAGGAGAGACAAAUCAAAAGUACUCCUCAGCCCCCUCAGUUCUCCAAAACUCGAGGGCCUGGGGAACGGCUCACCCGACUUUUGUUAGUCCAUGGAAUGGCCCGCUGAUUGACGGCAGACGACAAAAGCUGUUAAACUGGCUCAGCAGGGAGAAUAAGCGGUUGCGUAGGCAGCUGGAGGAGGAGCGCUCCAUGCGUAGACAAGUGGAGCGACUGCUCCCUCCUCCUCCUCCCACCUCCUCCAUCCACCUCUCUGUCAGAGCCCGCCCACCUCCUCUCUCCACCUCCCUACCCUCAUCCCUCCGCCUCCCUCAUCCCCUGAGCCUGGACACAGCGACAGGGGACACUGACGGGACUCUAACCCAAACCAAGCUGAGCUGUGCUGUAUUAGAGAGACCAGGUGAGUGCGAGGCUUUGGGCGAAGCGUACUGGAUUAGGCCCUCUGCCUCUUCGGGAGACGCCUGGUCUGGGUGGACAAGCAGGGAUCUGAACUAAUCUGAAGUAAAGCCCCCUGAAGACUUUGACCAGUCAUGACUUUUUGACCUGCAGCUCCUCACCGGGGAGUGUGCUCAGUAUGAGGUUAAUGCCCUGCAGGUCAAAGUCAAGUCCCAGGGUGCAUUUUGCCUGAGGGGGGCUCCAGAACCAGUGGAUGAUGGAAUUCUCUCAAAUCGUAAAAAAAAAAAAAAAAAAUCACCUAAAAAAUAUCUCUACAACUGUGCCAUUAAGAGAUUUAUUCCAAGAAUAUAUUCACAUUUUAGAAGAAAUGUAAUGCAUCCUCAAAAUGCUGCACUGCUCGGAGCAGUAGCAGUGUAUAACUUAGGCAAUUAAUUCAAAUAAAUGGUCUUAUUUUGCCACAAAACUGUAGCACUACGCACUAAAAUGUAUUAUUGUUGCGCUGAUUUGAAAAUCUCGACAGCUCUGAUGAACUAUAAUCAAUUUCAAUUCUACUUAAAUAGGCAAAUGGCCUUAACAGAACAAGUGGCUAACUGCAAAUUCUUAAGUGUUGAUGAAUGUGUCUUACACUGGAGAAGAGUGGUGCUUUGGUUUAAUGAGAGACGGCACAUCAUCAGUAUCCACAGACGUACCUCAGAUGUUGAUGGGGAUGGCUGUAACACAGUCUCUAAUUACGCUGCAGCUGUGCGCCAUGUGUCCUGCAUCUACUGCGGCGAAUGUGGCCGUGUGUCUUCAUGUGCAAGUACAUUAUGUGUCUGCGUGCUUCUGUCUCUCUGUAAGUGCCUGUGGGCGAGUGUGUGAUUGAGUGUAUUAGAUGUUUAUGAUGGUAGAUGUUUUGUAUUUUGUUUUAUACUUUCAAAAACUAUUUAUUGAUUUCUCUCUGUCGCUGCUUUUGA
This is a messenger RNA of Perca flavescens (yellow perch), 5411 nucleotides long. Its product is annotated as nuclear mitotic apparatus protein 1. Gene Ontology annotation, biological process: spermatogenesis. Gene Ontology annotation, cellular component: sperm head-tail coupling apparatus. The coding region runs from base 316 to 4557 and encodes 1413 amino acids. NCBI's taxonomy places the organism in Eukaryota, Metazoa, Chordata, Actinopteri, Perciformes, Percidae. The transcript is spliced from 29 exons. The record is from RefSeq and is a predicted model, not a curated record.